CCCAAAGAAAUCAUAUUCCCGCAAAACCUUCUCUCUCUCUAACACCAAAAUCUCAACUUUCCUUUUUCUAUCUCACUCCAAUUAAUUUAUCUCUCUUCCAAAUUAGCAACAUGAACGAUCUGAUGACCAAAUCCUUCACCAGCUACGUGGAUCUGAAGAAGGCUGCCAUGAAAGACAUCGACCUCGAGGCCGGUUUAGAAAUGGCGUCCACUGACAGCGGCGGUGACAUGGUUCUCUUCCUCGAAGAGGCCGAGAAGGUGAAAUCGGAGAUGGGUUCGAUUCGAGAGAUCCUUGGAAAGCUCCAGCAGGCCAAUGAGGAGACCAAAUCGGCUCACAAACCGGAAACUUUGAAAUCUCUCCGCCACACCAUUAACGUCGACAUCGUCACCGUCCUGAAGAAGGCGAGAUCUAUCCGAUCCCAGCUCGAGGAAAUGGACCGCACCAAUGCUGCCAAGAAGAGGCUCUCUGGCAGCAAAGAAGGAUCCGCCAUUUACAGGACGCGGAUGGCGGUGACAAACGGGCUGCGGAAGAAGCUAAAGGAGCUAAUGAUGGAGUUCCAGAGCCUGAGGCAACGGAUGAUGACGGAGUACAAGGAGACGGUGGGGCGGCGGUACUUCACGGUGACGGGAGAGGAGGCGGAGGAGGAGGUGAUAGAGAAGAUAAUAGAGAACGGCGGGGAGGAGUUUCUGGGGAGGGCGAUAGAGGAGCACGGGCGGGGGAAGGUGGCGGAGACGGUGGUGGAGAUACAGGACCGGCACGGGGCGGCGAAGGAGAUAGAGAGGAGCUUGCUGGAGCUGCACCAGGUGUUCUUGGACAUGGCAGUGAUGGUGGAAGCACAGGGGGAGAAGAUGGAUGACAUUGAACACCAUGUCAUCAAUGCUUCACAGUAUGUGACAGAUGGGACUAAGGAUUUGAAGAAUGCUAAGGAUUUGCAGAGGAGCAGUAGGAAAUGGAUGUGUUUGGGGAUUUUGCUUCUCAUUCUCAUUGUUUUUGUUGUUGUUAUUCCCAUUGCUGUUAGUUUUGGGAGUUCUUGAAGUUCUUCAUUCAUUUUUUUUUUUUGGGAGAUGGGAUUUGAUUGUUGUGAAGUUGGGAAUUUUUGGGAUGUUCUUGGCAUCCCCUAAAUAUGAUGGAAUUUAUGAUUUGAUUUAUGCAAAUUCAAUUAAUUCUUUUUGUGCUCA
Momordica charantia (bitter melon) is the source of this 1178-nucleotide messenger RNA. It is a transcript of the gene SYP111, whose product is annotated as syntaxin of plants 111. The record is from RefSeq and is a predicted model, not a curated record. Gene Ontology annotation, biological process: intracellular protein transport; exocytosis; vesicle fusion. Lineage: Eukaryota; Viridiplantae; Streptophyta; Magnoliopsida; Cucurbitales; Cucurbitaceae. Gene Ontology annotation, cellular component: endomembrane system; plasma membrane; SNARE complex. Gene Ontology annotation, molecular function: SNARE binding; SNAP receptor activity.